UUGUUUCACCUGCAAUAUAGACAGCCAACCACCAGGGGGCAGGAGACACGGAACCUCAACAGGAAGUGCUUCACUCCUCCACGGCCGAUCUUUAUCAACAUCGCUGCUGUUUGAGCUCACCAUGAAUCCGCUGACGAAGGUGAAGCUGAUCAACGAGCUGAACGAGCGCGAGGCCGACCUUGGGGUCAAUGAGAGCGUGUCGUGGCACAGCGAGUACCGGGACAGCGCCUGGAUCUUUGUGGGAGGCUUUCCCUACGAGCUCACAGAGGGGGACCUGAUCUGCGUCUUCUCUCAGUACGGCGAGAUCGUCAACAUCAACCUGGUGCGCGACAAGAAGACGGGGAAGUCCAAAGGGUUCUGCUUCGUCUGCUACGAGGACCAGCGCAGCACCAUCCUGGCUGUGGACAACUUCAACGGCAUCAAGAUCAAAGGACGCACCAUUCGCGUAGACCACGUGAAAAACUACCGACCCCCCAAAGACGGCGAGGACAUCGAUGAUGUCACCAAACGCUUGAGGGAAGAUGGCUGCGCCCCCGCAGGCCCCUCUGCCCCCCCAUCUUCGUCUGAGGAAGACGAGCAGCCCGUCAUACCAGUGAAGAAGCCCAAAAAAGACAAAAAAGAGAAGAAGAAAAAGAAGAAGAAGGAGAAGAAGAGAAGCCGGGCCUCCCCAUCCCCUCCUCCUCCCCCCAUCAGAGUCAAAGAGGAGAAACAGGACUCGGCGUACGAGAAGUACGCCUCAGGGGGGGCACAGAACGGACACAACGAGACGGAGAGGAGGAGAGACAGAGAGAGGAGGAGAGAGAUGGACAGAGACGUGGAGAGAAGAAGAGAGACGGAGCGAGAGAGGGAGGACAGAAGACGAGAAGAAAGGAGGAGAGAGACAGACAGAGAGAGCUCCAGAAGAUAGGAGAGGAACGCUAGAGCUCCCCCUGCUGGCUGACCUCCUCCUGUAAACAAGCAGUUUUUGUAGAAAUGUUUGUAAAGUUUGUCUUUGUUAAAAAAACCAGAAGUUUGUCUUUAUAUUGAUGAUUUAAAUAAUUGAUUUAAUAAAAAUUCAACAAACAGCAAA
Messenger RNA from Oryzias melastigma (Indian medaka), 1069 nucleotides. It is a transcript of the gene rbmx2, whose product is annotated as RNA binding motif protein X-linked 2. Gene Ontology annotation, biological process: mRNA splicing, via spliceosome. Bases 122 to 907 code for a protein of 261 amino acids. The record is from RefSeq and is a predicted model, not a curated record. Gene Ontology annotation, cellular component: catalytic step 2 spliceosome; U2 snRNP; precatalytic spliceosome. Gene Ontology annotation, molecular function: RNA binding. Lineage: Eukaryota; Metazoa; Chordata; Actinopteri; Beloniformes; Adrianichthyidae. The transcript has 6 exons.